Molecule: messenger RNA, 933 nt
Organism: Periophthalmus magnuspinnatus
Lineage: Eukaryota; Metazoa; Chordata; Actinopteri; Gobiiformes; Gobiidae
Product: olfactory receptor 11A1-like
Exons: 1
Coding region: 1-933 (310 amino acids)
Biological process (GO): G protein-coupled receptor signaling pathway
Cellular component (GO): membrane
Molecular function (GO): olfactory receptor activity; G protein-coupled receptor activity
Source: RefSeq, a predicted model, not a curated record
AUGGAGCUGAAUGAGACCUACAUUAUUCUGGAUGGUUUUAUGGACAUAGAGCGAUACAGAGCGCUGUAUUUUAUCAUCAUGUUUACAGCUUAUGUCUUCAUCCUCUGCAGUAACUGCACUAUCGUCUGUCUCAUUUGGAUCCACAAAGACCUGCACGAACCAAUGUACUUGUUCAUUGCUGCUUUGUUACUUAACUCUGUUCUUUUCACCACGGCUCUUUACCCUAAAAUACUGACAGAUAUUUUGUCUGAGAAGCAGGUUGUCUCUUAUUCCACGUGUCUUUUCCAGUGGUACAUAUUUUAUGCCAUUGCAGGUGCAGAAUUUUGGUUGUUGAUGAUGAUGGCCUAUGAUAGGUAUAUGGCUAUUUGUAAACCUUUGCAAUAUCCAACUGUAAUGAAUAAAUCCAAGGUAAAUGUGCUGUUAGCAGUAGCUUGGAUUGUACCGGCUUGUCAAGUUGCAAUAACAAUCACAGCAGCAAGUCACAGAAAACUCUGCACUUUCAUUUUCCGGGGGAUCCUUUGUAAUAGCACAGUUUACAAACUUCACUGUGUACAAUCAGCUGCAUUACAUGUAUGGGGCGUAUUUGUUUUACUAAAUUUCACUUUUGUCCCAUUAAUCUUUAACUGUUUUACUUACACAAGGAUAUUUAUAAUUACCACCAAAAGAGGCCCUGCGGUGAGAAGGAAAGCUCUGCAGACGUGUUUGCCUCACUUGGUGGUUUUGUUUAACUUUUGUUGGUUGGGGACUUUUGAUGUGCUAUUGGCUCGAUUAGACACAGAAUUACCCAAAAUGAUGCGUGUUAUCAUGAGUUUUCAGCUCAUUUUAUAUCACCCUCUCUUUAAUCCCAUCAUCUAUGGACUAAAAAUGAAGAAAAUAUCAACUCAUUUGAAGAGACUGUUCUGUGGUGGCAAACCAAAUAAGGUCCUCAAGUAA